Messenger RNA from Spea bombifrons (plains spadefoot toad), 4030 nucleotides. It is a transcript of the gene CLSTN3, whose product is annotated as calsyntenin 3. Gene Ontology annotation, cellular component: cell surface; postsynaptic membrane. The transcript has 19 exons. Lineage: Eukaryota; Metazoa; Chordata; Amphibia; Anura; Pelobatidae. The record is from RefSeq and is a predicted model, not a curated record. Gene Ontology annotation, biological process: positive regulation of synaptic transmission; positive regulation of synapse assembly; homophilic cell-cell adhesion. Bases 581 to 3361 code for a protein of 926 amino acids. Gene Ontology annotation, molecular function: kinesin binding; calcium ion binding; X11-like protein binding.
GCAUCUCCCCCAGGAGCAGAGCAUCUCCCACAGCAGAGCAUCACCCCCUGGAGCAGAGCAUCUCCCACAGCAGAGCAUCUCCCCCAGGAGCAGAGCAUCACCCACAGCAGAGCAUCACCCCCUGGAGCAGAGCAUCUCCCACAGCAGAGCAUCACCCCCAGGAGCAGAUUAUCUCCCCCACAGCAGAGCAUCACCCCCAGGAGCAGAGCAUCACCCACAGCAGAGCAUCACCCCCAGGAGCAGAGCAUCUCCCCCACAGCAGAGCAUCCCUUCUUGCAGUAGACCACCUUCCCCUGGAUCAGAGCCUCUCCCUGGAGCAGAGCAUCCCCCGCAGCAGAGCAUUACACCUGUAGCAGAGCAUCUACUCCCCCAGGCUGAUAAAAUCCUCCUUCCUCUGGAGCAGAGCCUCUCCCUGUAAGAAAACAUCCAUCACAGAACAGCAUCCUCUGCAGAGCAUCUCCCACUGCAGAGCAUCCCACACCUGAGAGCAUCAUCAGAGACAGGCCACGCACUGGAACCAAUCUCGUGGCCAAGCAGUUGAGAGAGACAUCGGCCCUCGUGGCCCCCGUGACAGCGCAGAAUGAUCCCAGGAGAGCUGUCGGUGGCCCUGCUUGUGAUCAGCGCUCUGCUGCACUCGGCCACCAGCACCAAAGGUAACAAGCACAAGCCGUGGAUGGAGGCUCAGUACCAGGGCAUUAUCAUGGAGAACGAUAACACCGUACUACUUAAUCCUCCCCUGUUUGCUCUGGAUAAAGACUCUCCCCUGAGAUACGCAGGUGAGAUCUGCGGCUUCAGAAUCCACGGCUCCGGGACGCCAUUUGAGGCGGUGGUCGUGGAUCGGACUACCGGGGAGGGUCUGAUCCGUGCCAAGGGUCCCGUGGACUGCGAGGCACAGAGAGAACACACAUUCACUAUUCAGGCGCAUGACUGCGGAGAGGGACCCGACGGCAGCAACAGCAAGAAGUCACACAAAGCCACCGUACACGUGCGUGUGAAUGACGUCAAUGAAUUUGCCCCCGUAUUUGGUGAACGGGUGUUCAGAGCAUCGGUUACUGAGGGCCGAAUGUAUGAGAAAGUCCUGAGGGUACAGGCGUGGGACCAAGACUGUUCCCCCCAAUACAGCCAAGUCUGCUUCUACCAGAUACUCACCCCCAACGUGCCCUUCACCAUUGACAACGACGGGUACAUUAAGAACACACAGCCUUUACAGGCCAGCGGCGAGAGGUUGAUCAGAUUCACGGUCACGGCUUACGACUGUGGGAAGAAACGCGCGGUGGAAGACGCUGAGGUGGAGAUCCAGGUGAAGCCCACGUGCAAACCCAGCUGGAAAGGUUGGAACAAACGUAUAGAGUAUGUGCCCGGGACGGGAAGUCUAGCGCUGUUUCCAAGCAUUCACCUGGAGACCUGCGAGGAGCCAGUCUGGAGCGUUCAGGCCACAGUCGAGAUCCAAACAAGCCACAUUGCCAAGGGUUGUGACCGCGACAACUACUCAGAAAAGUCCCUGCGCAAACUGUGCGGAGCCGUGCCGGGGGAUGUCGAUCUCCUGCCCCCUUCCAGCCCAGCGUUCAACUGGACUCAUGGGAUCCCUGUGCAGGAAACGCAAGACAGCAGCUUAGUCUUCUGGUUUAAUGGAUCUCAGGCUGUGGAGGUUCCUCCUGGGCGGCUACCAGCAGGGGGCGGGGCUGCAGACCACCUGACCAUCUCCUUCUGGCUAAAACAUGCUGGUGGGGGAGGAGGAAAAGCCGGCAAGGAAGAAGAGGUGCUGUUAUGUAACACAGUGAAAAAUGAGGGAAGCUUCUCGCAUUACACCCUGGCUGUGCACGGCUGCCGGAUUUCUUUCCUGUACUGGUCUCUGCUGGACAGCGCUCGGCCUGUCAAAUUCCUCUGGAAGCUUGAACAGGUUUGUGACGUCGAAUGGCAUCAUUACGCGCUCAGCCUCGAGUUUCCCACAGUCUCCCUCUACGUGGACGGAGUGACCUAUGACCCUGCGCUCAUCCAUGACAACGGGGCCCUGACCCCACCGCGGCGCCAGGCCCAGCUGAUGAUAGGCGGCUGCUGGGCAGAUGAGAAGACAUCGGGGAAGGUGAAUGGAAAUGAGACGUCGAAAGGACCAGGCUCGGCUUAUGGCCGCUUCCUGCGCGGUUACGUGUCCGGGCUGGCCCUGCGGCCGGGCCCUGUGGAUUCCCGGGAGGUGAUCGAGUGUCUGUAUUCCUGUAAGGAAGGCCUGCAGUACACAGACUUUGACAGCCUGGGGAGAGGAAUGAAGGUUCACGUGAAUCCCGCGCAGUCGCAGCUGACCCUGGAAGGCGAUGACCCCCUGACCUUUAGCCGCGCUCUCCAGCAUGUGGAAUAUCUCAACUCACUGCAGUUUCCAACACCAGGGGUGCGACCUCUUAAAUUACACACGACUGUCAGGUGUCUCAGUGACGAGGGCUGUCUGUCGGUACCAGAUCUUGAGGGCUAUCUUGUAGUUCUCCAGCCAGAUGCUCCACAAGUUGUACUGUCUGGAUCCCCCCGUUCUGCGCAUCCUAUCUCUGAUUUCCAGGGGUCUCUGGGGGUCCCUGUAUUCCCUGACUUAAGGAUCACCUGCUCGGUUUCGCACUCCCUGACCCCCAGCAAGAUCGAGAGAGCCCCGAGGGCCGAUGUGCAGUCUCCUGACGGGAUCGAGUGCUCGCUGGAGCGGUGUGAGGUUGGCGUAGUCGGGGAAGACCUAAACCUCCAGUAUGAGAGUCUAUCUUUGGAUGUGUCUUCGGCGUGGCAGCGAGGACUGGAGACCGAGAACAACUCCCGGAGCUUUAAGAUUACAGGCGUCCAGAAUGUGGCCGUGUACGAGGACAUUCUGCGGAGCAUCGCUUACAGGACAGCAGACAGGGCAGCUUUAUACGCGCGGAGAUUUCACGUUUCCUGCAGCGAGAUGAACGGGAGAUACGUAAGCAACCAGCUGUACACCGAGCUUGACGUGUUACAUGGCAUCCACGCGGUAUCUCCCAGCCACCUCCAGUCUGCCCAGCAGUUUGUCCACAACGUGCACCAAGCGCCCGUAGCGUUAUCGUCCCACACGCUGACCAACCCCAACCGCAGCUCAGUGUUUCCCGGGGUUGCCAUGGUGAUCAUCGUUGUCUGCGUUGGGUUCCUGGCUCUGAUCGUCACCUUGGGUUUGUCACGGAUACACAAUGCGCGGCAAAGGGAUGGAAUCGAAGGGGCAGAACUGGAGGCAUCUAACCAGAGGGACCCAUUCUGGGAGGACUCCGCUAUGACCAUAACAGUUAACCCAAUGGAUACCGUGCAGUCUCGCAGCUUGGCCUCCGCGCAGAGAUCGGCCGCCCCUGACCAGAAGCACCUGGACGAGGAGUCGCGCUGACCAGGAACCCAGCGCCGCUUGCUCUCUCGAUCUCUCUGUCCGUCCAUGUACAAUCUGCUCAUGUGCCGUGCGCGCCGUACAAAAGCUCCCUCUGGUGUGCUCGGCGCUUUCUCUAGCACUCAAUUUUCUAAAAAGGUGCGCCACGUCCUGGACCUCUUGCGGCAAGUGCCACGUAUAAUCUCUCAUUGGAGUUCGACUCGCGUCUUUACACACCGCACUCGGUUCCCAUCCGGUAUCAUUUCUCAGGGGAAUGUCUCAUUCAUGUUGUCUGUAUGUCUCUCGCGUGUUCUGUCUAUUAUAAUCCCCUGAGAGACAGCUACGUCCCCUCUUUCUCUCACUAAGUGGAAGCCACAUACCCAACGCUGGACAUCGGCUCCAAUCUUUCCAGUACCAGCCACCUGUAUAGACCCCCCUCAGAGACUCCAUCUGUUCCAGCAUUAGCAGGUUGAUAAGGGGGCCGAGACACAGCGGCUGAUAUUCUCUCGUAUUAUUAUCCCUCCCCAUCUCUUUGACCCAUCUCCACGUUCACCGCCCCCUCCUCCUUCUCCCUCCCCACCCGUGUCUGCCCCCGCGUGGGGUAAAGUUGAAGGAAAGUCACGACAAUGAAUGAAAUAACUCACCAAUUUCUGGUAAAUAUAUAUAAAUCUAUAUAUAAAGAAAUAUAUAGAA